AUGAAGUUUCAAGGUUCGGCGUAUUUGUCAAUACCAGGUAACGGAAAGCCACGAUUUCAAGCUCCUUGCCUACACUAUGAAAGUAAUUAUAAUGUUCGGAAAGCCUAUAAAAAAUUAUUAGAUCAGUACGGCUUGGAUCAUAUCAGUACUGUUCAUGGCCGCAAAAGUAAUAACGCAAGAAAAGAGUCUAUUGCCAUUAUAGGAGGAGGUUGGUAUGGUUGUCAUUUAGCAAGGGCACUAUCCAUUAGAGGGUAUCCAGUCCAAAUUUUCGAAGCAAAUGAUGAUCUUUUUCAGGGAGCCUCUGCACUGAAUACUUUUCGAUUACAUAGAGGAUUUCAUUAUCCUAGAAGUGUUACAACAAGACUGCAGUGCAAAGAGGGAUUUGAAAAAUUCGUUGAAGAUUAUCCUGCUCUAUCUAAAAUGCAAUCCUCUGCAAUCUAUGCUAUCUCAAAAGAUUUACCAACUAGUAAUAAAGGUAAAUCAGUCAAAGAAGGAAUCAGAUUCAACAAGUACAAAGAGAUAAUGGAUGAGAGCGGCUUAAAUUAUAAAGAUAUCGAAGCGACUGAUCUUAUUAAGUAUCAAAAUAUAGAAGGAAUGGUAGAUACCAACGAAAGAACCAUUUAUGUAGAUCUUCCUCGUGAGUAUUUUAGAUCAGUAUUAACCGGCUUGGGUGUGGAUAUUUCUUACAAUAGCAGAGUAAUUUGUUUACAGAAUAAAGACGAUGGCAAGGUCGAUGUAUCGUAUUAUACUUUUGACAAGAAAUCGAUUGCUUCAGUUAAGAAUCGUACAGAAUCCUUUGAUUAUGUCAUCAAUUGCACCUAUAAUACUUAUAAGCCAAUCAAGGAUUUAUCAGCAACGUAUGAGAGUUGUAUACAGUUGAUUUAUUCCUCGAAAGUAAAAAAUGAGAGACCCUUUAGUUUUUCAAUAUUUGAUGGUGAAUUCCCAUCCAUUGAUCCAUUUGAAUUUUAUUUUAGACCACAUGGGUCUUCUAGCAAGCAAUUCUAUAUUAUGUCGCAUGUUAAAUUGACACCAAUAAAAAAAUAUUCAACUUACUCUGAAGCUAGGCAGCAUCAGUCCAGUCUAUCAAAAGAAGAGAUAGUUGGUCUUAAGGAUGAUUUUGAAAAAGCAUUUCAGGAUUAUUUUCCUGACUUUUAUCGGUACUUUUCUUACGAAGGUUAUGCUUUAUCGAUAAAAUCAAAGCCCAACAUACAGAAGAAAUCAGAGGCAGACUUUCGUGGUGUUAUAACUCGGCAAGAAGGUAAUAUUAUACAUGUUUUUUCUGGUAAAAUUGAUACCAUAUUUCAAGCCAAAUGCGAUGUUUUUAACAUUUUAAAACGUAAUCAAUAA
Molecule: messenger RNA, 1347 nt
Organism: Trichoplax adhaerens
Lineage: Eukaryota; Metazoa; Placozoa; Uniplacotomia; Trichoplacea; Trichoplacidae
Exons: 1
Coding region: 1-1347 (448 amino acids)
Cellular component (GO): mitochondrion
Molecular function (GO): (S)-2-hydroxyglutarate dehydrogenase activity; (S)-2-hydroxy-acid oxidase activity
Source: RefSeq, a predicted model, not a curated record